AUGGCAAUAGUAUUCUACAGAGCAAAACGAAAUCCAAUGAUGUUUUAUUUUACACUGGGCGUCAUUCUCCUAAACGCGCUGGCGCUACUGGGCCUUCCAUAUGAUUUUAAUUGGCACAAAGCACCGUUGGCAUUGUGUUAUUUUCAAGCAAUAGGGGCGCAAUUCGGAGCCCUUGUAACAGGAAUCUGCGCAUUCAAUUUCAUAAUCCAAACAUACCGUCUUCUUGUCCUUCGUAAACAAUCCGAGAUUGCAGAUUCACGAUUGAUUUCUUAUUACUACGGAUCGAUGAUUGUCUAUCCAAUUAUCGGCACGAUAUUGGUAACUUUUGUGGCUAUCAAGACAAACGCUGUGGGAGUGAGAGACCUUAAAUGCGACAUAGUUAGUCCAAUCUGGGUUCGCCUAUUUGGUUACAAUGGCAUCAAUCUCUUCAUAUCUAUACCGGGCACAUAUUUCUCCACUCGUGCAACGUGGGCAGUAAUUCGUCAUUUAGAUCAAUUCAAAACAAACACGUCUUCUAUUCAAAGCCAUACACCCAUGAUAGAAUCUAGGAAUGCUGGCGGAGUCAUACAUGAUGAUGGUGAAACUCCUGUCGUGCAGGAAAGGCCUAACUUCGUAGCACCGGUUAUCAAUUCUCCUACGAAUAAAGCAUACAACAUUACGCGAUCUGCUGCUAUUCGCAUGGUUUUCUUUACAACUGCCUAUCUUCUCACGAAUAUUGUUGCAUCCAUAGAGACUAUUCUCUUUGCAUUGGCAGGAAAAUCUUUAGACCCACAUCCCGGCGGAUCUGACAUAACUUUAGUAUCACUCGGAAUUGCAUUGUUUUUGAUAUUUGGAACUGCUGGUGAUGUUAGAAAGUGGACUCUCCAAAAGCUAAAAAACUUACUUCAAAUGCUAGAAAACUUAUUUCAAAAGCUAAAAAACUUAUUUCAAAAGCUAAAAAACUUAUUUAGGAGAACAGAUCCCGAGGGAAGGGGGGUUCAUGCUAUGUAA
Paraglomus brasilianum is the source of this 990-nucleotide messenger RNA. The record is from the annotation of a GenBank genome assembly. Lineage: Eukaryota; Fungi; Glomeromycota; Glomeromycetes; Paraglomerales; Paraglomeraceae.